CUCACGCUGUGGCGGAUGCUUCGACCCCAGCAUUUCGCCGCAUAGCAGUAACCCUAAAAAAAAGCACGGCAGCGGGAGAUGUCGCCGGCGGCGGCGCCGCCGCUGGAGGACGAAAACUUACUCUCCGAGAUCCUCCUCCGCCUCCCCGCGCUGCCAUCCACCCUCCCCCGCGCCUCCCUCGUCUGCAAGCGCUGGCGCCUCCUCGUCUCCGACCCCGGCUUCAACCGCCGCUUCCGCCGCCGCCACCGACGCAGGCCUCCCCUCCUCGGUUACUUCAUCCACGACAGCCGAGGCAUCUCCUACGAACGUACCAUGGAUUCCCCCGACCGCGUCCCCGCCGGGCGCUUCUCCUUGCAGCUCGACCACAGCUACGGCUUCUCGCUCCUCGGCUGCCGCCAUGGCCUUGUGCUCAUCUCCAACGGUACACGGAAGCAAGUCCUGGUGUGGGACCCCGUCACCGGUGACCAGCACCGCAUCGCCUUUCCCCCAUGGUUCGACGGGAUCAAAAACCAGAUUCAUGGGGGAGUGCUUCGUGCUGCCGGCGAAGCGGACCACUUCCAGGUGGUCCUGGUACAGGCCACCAUAUGGGACAAACAGCAUUUGCAAGUGCUCGCCUGCGUUUAUUCGUCAGAGACCGGCAGAUGGGGCGAUCUUAUCUUAACACCAAUUCCAGCCCCGGCUUACUGUACGGGCUUGUCGCCCGUCUUGGUUGGGAAUUCCUUUUACUGGCGUCUUGCUGGGUGUUUUUGUGCUGUUCUUGAGUUUGAUUUGGAGAGGCAGAGCUUAGCGGUGAUACAAGUGCCGGUUGGUGAGGAGAAUAGCUUCGCUGUUAUGCGAGCCGAGGGUGGUGGGCUAGGUUUACUCUCCGUGUCAGGCCUCACCGCACAAUUAUGGAAGAGGAAUACCGACUGUGAUGGUGUUGCAUCAUGGGGGAUGGGAAGGACCAUUCAACUGGACAAGCUACUUUCUCCUUAUUCAGAUGAGACUGCGCCCCUAUUCAUAUUAGGGUUUGCAGAUGAAAAUAAUGUGGUGUUCCUGACGGGUGGUCAUGGUGUCAUCAUGGUACAGCUUGAGUCAUUGCAAUCCAAGCAACUUUGCAGGAUUGACAACAUUUUUUAUCAACAUCAUCAUGCAUUCGAAAGUGUCUAUGCUGCAGGAAUAGGCAUUGGCCGUGAACAUGAUGGGGCUGAACUUGUGGGCAAUCCACAAGUGAUUGCCUGUUAGCUAUGCUUAUUAUGAUGUGCUGGUUGAGCAGGUACCUAGAUUGCUGAGAUGCAGGAAUUCACUUCGUGGCUGUGGGUUCUUCCAUUUUGUAUGCUUCAUGCGGAGAUCAACCCUCUACGUUGCAUGCAUUGUUCAACUAGCAAAUGGACUUGUAGGAUUAAUCGCUCAAUUUGCUAACUUCCCUCAGUUAUCUAAUUUCCGGACACAGUUAGCCAACUGGCAUGAUGAAGACACAGUGACUUGCUUCGAAUAAUCAGUACCAGUGAUGCAUUUGCUUUAUGCUUUCCAAGCAAGCGGGUCGAAACAAUCUUGCCUGCCUGCCUGGUCUUUGUGUACAUCUUGUGUUAUAUGUUCAUCUUCUCACUGUUUCCAUUUGAUUAUGUUCCAUGUCGUAUCAGGUUGGGAGACUUUGAUGUCAAAUUUCCUAUGUCCCAUUUCUGUGUGUGUGUGUGUGUUUUGGUUAAUCUUAUCUAAUUUUGGCCAAUGAAUGUUGGAUAUAUAUAGCAGCUGCGGUCCUGGUGCUAUUUGUCACUGGAUAGCUCGGCCAGCAAUGCCUUAUCAUGCAAACAUAUUUCAGAUGUUA
Messenger RNA from Triticum aestivum (bread wheat), 1807 nucleotides. RefSeq names its product F-box protein At5g03970. The coding region runs from base 79 to 1224 and encodes 381 amino acids. The transcript is spliced from 3 exons. NCBI's taxonomy places the organism in Eukaryota, Viridiplantae, Streptophyta, Magnoliopsida, Poales, Poaceae. Gene Ontology annotation, molecular function: protein binding. The record is from RefSeq and is a predicted model, not a curated record.